UAGCCAGUCUCGCUUGAUACAUCUUAACGGACGAAGUCUUCACUUGGUGUCAGUAAAAAUGGUGUCUAGGAUUAUGUGUAUUAUAAUGUUAGUGGCUGUUGCAAGUGGUGCAACGUGGCGUGGCAAGCUUCCCCUGAAACCAGAACAUCUUUUACAUAAAGAAGGGUGUUACGUGAAAGAGAUUGGUGACGUCAUACCCUUCGGUGAAUCAGUGUCUCCUGUUGGCAUCUGCUACAGAGUUGAAUGUAGCCAGCGCGAAAUAAAUUAUUCUACGUGUGGUGAUAUCUCAGUAAUAGAUUCACCUAACUGCUAUACUACGGAUAUGGAUCUAAGCCAGAGCUAUCCCAGAUGUUGUCCAGAUGUCAAAUGUGACUUUGACAAUAACCUUAUUUAGUCAGCAUGAGUUUACCCUGGUCGAAAGCACAUUCAAUCUAGAAGUACAAAAUAUGUGACCCGAUUGGAAUUUUUGGUACUUAACACAGAUAUUUCUUUGUUUGUGGCCAAAUGAAUGGAUUCAUAGACUGACCGUUUGUUUAGGGAAAUAAUGGAUGGGGCACGUCACAAAAAGGUUGGGAAAUACUGGUCUAGUAGCAUCAAUUUUUGCGAAAUGUUUAACGCUGAAAAUGAAUGAUAUUACAGCAGUGCAGCAUUACGAAGUUCUAUAUCUAUACGUUGUAAUGGCAGCACAGCAUCGAAAGUAAGAAAUAUAUGGAACAUGCUGAUCGCCUCCGACGCGUUGGUGAUUAUUUAUGCACAAUAUAAUCCGGUGGUAAUGCAGUUAGAUUUCGCGAAACAAUAAUUGGUCCGGAUUGAUGGAACUUUUUGGACCUAUGUUUUGCUUAAAUUUAUAUUCUGUUAUCGUUGCCUUUAAUAAAUGUAAAUCUGUGUUAGAUCAGGAUUGCUCAAACUACCUUAACACCUCUCAUUUACUUAUUGAAGAUAAUUUUUCCUAUGUACAGAGAAAAUUGGCAAAUUAUGAGAUAAAUUGAGAGUUGCCUAACGAGAUUUUAUAAGUAAGUGUUAUUGAUAAGAGUUCCUUAGAAGAGUUAGAGAUACAUAGCUAUCGUCCGACUCAAGACGCUAUCUUGCCACCAAAUUAUUGUUAUUUAUUUUAUUAGUUGUAAAUUUAAGUGUAAUUGUGGCUUUGGAACACUUAUUCAUAAGCGUACUAAGCCAAAGUUUUGUGUUUAUCACACGUUACUGUGCUUAUAAAUAAAAUUUACGUUUAUGAUUUAAGGUGUUUAGAUGUAACUUGUUAGAUAUAAUAAAAUUUAUAAAUAUA
Pieris brassicae (large cabbage white) is the source of this 1282-nucleotide messenger RNA. RefSeq lists its product as uncharacterized. The record is from RefSeq and is a predicted model, not a curated record. NCBI's taxonomy places the organism in Eukaryota, Metazoa, Arthropoda, Insecta, Lepidoptera, Pieridae. The transcript is spliced from 3 exons. Bases 59 to 394 code for a protein of 111 amino acids.